UUUCCCUCCAUUUCAUUCCUUCUCCUCCCCCCCACUUGCCUCCUCCUCAAUGGAGACCAUCAUCUCUCGUUGCUCCUCCGCUCCCCUCCUCCUCCCCAAACCCUCCUCUCACCAUCCCCGACUCCCUCUCCUCUCCAAGCCCAUCUCUUGCACCCUCAAGAACUCCUCUCCUGCUCCAUCUCCCCACAAAAGGAGCUGGAUCUCCCACCUCCAUCAUGGGCUGGCAACUGCUGCCCUGUCCCUGGCCAUCAACUUCUGCCCCGUCCCGUCCCUUGACCCCCCGGCGCUCGCGUCGGAGUUCGACGUGCUGAGCGAGGGCCCUCCGGUGGAGUACGUCGUCGAUGACGCCGGCGUCCUUAGCCGCGUGACCAAAUCGGAUCUCAAAAGUUUGAUGUCUGAUCUCGAGAAGAGAAAGAACGUUCACAUCAAUUUCAUCACUCUUCGUAAGCUUACGAGCAAGGCGGAUGCUUUCGAGUAUGCUGACCAGGUGCUUGAGAAAUGGUAUCCAACAGUAGAAGAAGGCAACAACAAGGGAAUAGUUGUACUGGUUACCAGCCAGAAAGAAGGGGCAAUCACAGGAGGACCUGCCUUCGUUCAAGCUGUUGGAGAUACUAUUCUGGAUGCUACUGUGUCUGAGAAUCUUCCAGUCUUAGCUACGGAUGAGAAAUAUAAUGAAGCUAUAGUUAGUGCCGCCAAACGUCUAGUUGCUGCCAUUGAUGGGCUGCCAGAUCCCGGAGGACCCAAGUUCAAGGACAACAAGCGCGAAUCCAAUUUCAAAUCUAAGGAAGAGACAGAAGAGAAACGAGGGCAAUUUACCCUCGUAGUUGUAGGUUUGCUAGUGAUUGCCUUUGUGGUUCCCAUGGCACAGUAUUAUGCUUAUGUCUCCAAGAAGUAGGUUCUCCAUGUAUAAUAAUCAUGAGCGAUGGAAAUUCUAAUUUAAAUUUGUAUCUACUGAGAACUGAAGCGCAGAGAAUUUUGGAUUGUAAAUUGUAUGCCAAUUCACUUUGGCUUGCAUUUCUUCAAGUAUCAUCAAAGCUUACUCGUGUAAAGGAAUGGGUUCAUGUUAAAGUGUCAUUUGUGUA
Musa acuminata AAA Group (dessert banana) is the source of this 1082-nucleotide messenger RNA. Its product is annotated as UPF0603 protein OsI_019212, chloroplastic-like. The transcript is spliced from 3 exons. The record is from RefSeq and is a predicted model, not a curated record. Bases 50 to 895 code for a protein of 281 amino acids. NCBI's taxonomy places the organism in Eukaryota, Viridiplantae, Streptophyta, Magnoliopsida, Zingiberales, Musaceae.